AUGGCGACGCAGCGCGCCAGAGCGGAGCCGUUCCCGGCUCACGCUGCAGAGGUGGCGACGUCAAAGAGGGAUCUGGCGUCGUGGUGGAAGAAUUUCAAACGAGGUGACAGGAAGAGAGAAGACGAGAAGGAACCACUACCGCCACAGUCGGGCAUUUUCGGUGUUCCAUUACAGACGAGUAUUCGAUAUGCGAAUGUUGCCAUCUCACUAUACGAUGCGGAAGGGCGGAGUUAUAUCUAUGGAUAUGUGCCAAUCGUCGUGGCGAAAUGCGGAGUGUUCCUCAAAGAGAAAGCAACCGAUGUGGAGGGCAUCUUCCGACUCAGCGGCUCCGAGAAACGAAUCAAGGAACUGCGCAACACAUUCAACAGUCCAGACCGAUACGGCAAAGGCUUGGACUGGACCGGAUAUACCGUCCACGACGCGGCGAACAUUCUUCGACGUUACUUCAAUCAAUUGCCGGAGCCGAUAAUACCCCUUGAUUUUUACGACAAGUUCCGCGAUCCGUUGCGAAACCAUCAAGCGCAAGCCGUAGGCGAAAUCGAUGGCCAGAACCCGACAGUGGGCGAAUUCGAGGUGAGUGCAGCGAUCCGAAGAUAUCAGCAGCUGAUCACGGAACUACCACCGCUGAAUCGCCAAUUGCUGCUGUACAUCCUCGAUCUCCUGGCCGUGUUCGCCUCGAAAUCCGAUCUGAAUAAGAUGACGACGCCGAACCUCUCCGCCAUUUUCCAGCCCGGCAUCUUGUCUCAUCCGGCGCACGACAUGUCCCCGUCCGAAUACCGUCUCAGCCAGGAUAUCCUGAUCUUUCUGAUCGAGAAGCAGGAUCACUUCCUGAUCGGCAUGCAAGGGACGGCGGCGGACGAGAAGACCGUGCAGGAAGUCGAAAGCGGUCCGCCGACCCCAUCGGUGAAGGGAUCGACUCCUCGACAUUCCAAAGGGGGGCUUAUCGCCAGAUCGGCGUCGAACUCGAGCGCCGGCGCAGAUAGCGUCCGCAAGUUCGGCGGUGCCCGGAGGAACGUCUCAGUAUCAUCACGACAUUCCCGAAAUUCCAUAGUUGUUGCAAGUCCCGUCUCCCCGAAUUUCGGGACGUCAACGCCAACCGGCGGCGUUCAUCGAGCAAACACGGUCCCGACCAAAAAGUCGCCAGGAUUGCCAUCCACCGCGUUCGGCAGAGACGCAGCCUCCCCCUCCCCGAACACGGUUGCGAAAACGCAGGCGACUCUCUCACCUCCGCAAGAGCACCUCUCCCCAAUGCAUCCGGCACCAUCUGGCAUCACGCCUACCUUCACUGAGGAUACCGACACCCUCCCUGCUCCUGCUCUGCAGACUCAACAUGCAGUAACCCCAGUUCCUAUCUCACCGGAGACACCCAGCAAAGACACCCAUCUCCAUCCCCCCUUUUCCGGCUCACCCUCCCACCCCGGCGAACCGUCCUCCCGCAACCACCCUGCCAAAUCCCUCACUGCCAUGUUCAAACCCUCCUCCUCCGACCCCGCCAAAGAACCUGCCCGCCGCCCCAACAAGCUGCAAAAGCGCCGCGUCGCCGGCAGCCCCAGCCGCAGCACCAACAGCUCCACGCAAUCCCUCACCAGCCCCAACGCAGUCGCCGUCGCUAGCACCGUCGCCAGUUCCGACGCCGAUCCGCAGUCCCCCCUCCCUCCCGUCCAGGUCCUCGACCGUGACUCGUUACAUCCCAGCAUGUUGGACGUCACCCCGGCGAAAAGCGCGCCGAAGCACGGCGCCAACCUGACCAUCUCGCCGACCACCUCGUUUCGCUCGCACUCGACGGUGACGGACCAUGAUGAGCACGAAGGCGCGCAGGAGGAGCCGACGACGCCGGGGGUGGCAGGGGAGGAGGAGAGGCGGAGACGGCGGUGGCGGCCGUUUAAGUCGGAUAAGGAGAGGGAGGAGGAGAGGUUACACCCGUCGUCUCCGCCGAGGGCCGGUGGGAUGCAACAGUAUCCACAGCAGCAACCGCAGCAGCCGCUCCAGUCGCAUCCGCAGCCGCUCCAGCAGCAUCCCCAGCAGCCCCAGCAACAGCCGCUCAGUCCUUCCCCGUACGGCGUGAACCCAGCCGCCGGCUGGAGCGGGACCAGCGUGCAUAGCAACUCCGCCCCCGCGCAUCCCUCCCCGCUCACCCAACCGCCCGCGACCGUGCCGCGACCUGAUCCGCCGGUCGCAGCGCAGCCUGCACCAGCGCCGAAUGUCGCGGGGGAUGCGUCGUCUACUGCGUUGAUCAGUCUGGUACCGGGGCCAGACACAUUGCUACCAGCACCAGAAUCAGAAUCAGCGGUAGGGUCAGCACCAGCUCCUGCUGUUGAUGUUGCUGCGCCCUUCCAACCCCCCACCACCGCCCCACCCACCGACCUCAACCCCCCUCCUAACACCUUAUCCGACCACCCACCCCCCGACCCGCGCCCAACCGACCCCAAAGAUGAAAGCUCCCGGGACGGCGAAAAGGGCGACAAGCGCGGUCCUCUCGGCUGGAUGCGAGGCAAGCUCGCAGAGCACAAGGAGCGGCAGGCGGAUCGGGCGCGGGCGAAGUCGCCGGAGGGGCAGCGGGGGGAGAGCAUCGCGAGCGGGAGUGGGAGUGGGAGUGGGGAAGCGGAGGGGAUGGGGGUGGGGGGGAGUAUGCAGAGUUUGGGAGGAGUGGUGGAGGAGGGGGGGAGGAGUGGGAGUGUAGGGAGGGGGGAAGGUGUGAAGGGGUUGUGA
This is a messenger RNA of Eremomyces bilateralis CBS 781.70, 2709 nucleotides long. RefSeq names its product RhoGAP-domain-containing protein. The record is from RefSeq and is a predicted model, not a curated record. Gene Ontology annotation, cellular component: cell cortex. Gene Ontology annotation, molecular function: GTPase activator activity. Gene Ontology annotation, biological process: signal transduction; activation of GTPase activity; regulation of fungal-type cell wall organization. NCBI's taxonomy places the organism in Eukaryota, Fungi, Ascomycota, Dothideomycetes, Eremomycetales, Eremomycetaceae. Bases 1 to 2709 code for a protein of 902 amino acids. The transcript has 3 exons.